This is a messenger RNA of Esox lucius (northern pike), 2451 nucleotides long. RefSeq names its product mpv17-like protein. The transcript is spliced from 4 exons. The record is from RefSeq and is a predicted model, not a curated record. NCBI's taxonomy places the organism in Eukaryota, Metazoa, Chordata, Actinopteri, Esociformes, Esocidae. Bases 288 to 908 code for a protein of 206 amino acids. Gene Ontology annotation, cellular component: membrane; cytoplasm.
ACACAUGAACCGUCGGUUGAUUUCACUGUGAGAUGCAUUUUUAUUUUGAUUAACGUUAGUUUGGACUUAUUUAAUAUUACUUGUUUAAUAUGCUCGAUUCGUUUUUAUUCAGUCGAAAUUGAAUCGGAAAUAUCUGUUCUGAUGCAUAGUAGGCGAAAUAUGUGAGUGAAAGAUUAUAUCGAAAUAGGUUUUUCAGAAAGAAGACGGAAGAGCCUAUACAUUGAUUGCUCCACGUCGACCUUCCUAAUCAUUUUCGAUUUAAGGUGGCUAUAUGUCAUGAAUACAACAUGCGAACAGCGUUUAUAAAACAAGUGAAAAGAUUUCCGUGGGUUACCAAUGUAACCCUUUAUGGAUGCUUGUUCGCUGGUGGAGAUUUGGUUCACCAAUUGACUCGAGAAGGAGAAAUGGACUGGAGUCAGACAAGGAAUGUAGCUGUGGUCGCUUUCAGUUUCCAUGGCAACUUUAACUUCUUCUGGAUGAGGUUUUUGGAGCGGAGAUUUCCCGGUAAUACUGUGGGUAUGGUUGUACGUAAACUUUCCCUGGAUCAGACCGCCGCGGCUCCGCUGGCCACCAGUGUAUUUUACACAGGGGUGAGUUUAUUGGAGGGCAAGGAGGACAUUUUUCAGGACUGGAGGGAGAAAUUCUUGAAUACAUAUAAGACAGGACUGAUGUUCUGGCCUUUCAUGCAGUUCCUGAACUUCUCCCUGGUACCCCUGUAUUUGCGGACCACCUUCACUGGGUGUUGUGCCUUCGUCUGGGCCACCUUCCUCUGCUUCUCACGGCAAAGUGGGGACGGCACCGCCUCCGCCGCCCUCGCAUGGAUGUUAACCCCCAAACAGGACGCUACGGGGACAGAAGAAGGGACACUGGCACCCAAAGUAGACGCCAAGCCGGGAGGAGACCCGUAGCGACAGCAAAAGUGAUGCCAAAGGGGAGACCCGCACAUCCGCUGUUAAGCAGCGCAGCCAGGCGCACACAGAGGCAACAGCCGAUCAUUUCAAUGCUCAUAUAAACAAACUCCAAACAAAAAGCACAGAUAAGCGCUUACUCAAAAUGAAACUCUGGUAGAUUUUGUUUUUAGGUCCUAGUAUGUAAUCAUCAGAUAGAGAUUCCAUUAUGGAACUGUGUUUUGGUAACAUUUAUUUAUGAAUAUUUAAUACUAUUUUAAAUUGUCUUGUCUUGAAAUGUAUCAAUGACAUUUUGAUGUCAUCUAAUACACAAGGUGUGGUAUGGUAUUGUUACAAAGUUGCUUUAUAUUAAUUCAACUGUAAUUGAUCUCCAUUGGGUCCAGCCUUGUUAACUAACCAUACUUGAAGUGCUUGUACUUAUUGAUCUUUUUUGUCUUCCUGUCUGCCCUCCUCCCUCUGGGGAUGUACUGUGGGGCUGGGGUGGGGCUGGUUCUGCAAUGGGUUGUUUGAAUCUUUUCAGGAGGGUUUUGCGUCAACCGGCACACACGGCCUGUCAGGAGUGUGUGUUAUUAAAUCACAUUGCACCCUAUAUCAUGACAUUUAAGAAUGAAUGUUGAUCUAGUGUGAGGUCAUGACCCUGUCUUAAAAUUCGUAAUAAUCUCUCCUCUCUCUCUCCCCCUCUCUUUUUUUGAUAUGUGCUUUAAACAUUUUAGUUUUUGAAACUUGUGGCUUUUGUUGAGCAGUAAACAGUUACUAUCAAAGAUAUUGUAAAAGUAGUGUGUUGCGUAGUUGACAUUUUCUACCCUGAAGUCGGUAAGCAUGAUUAUCGUUUGUGAUCAGCUUAAUAUUGCAUUGGGAUGGCAGUACAGGUGUCCAGACCGCUAAACAACAGGUGGAAAAGAUGGAUAUAGAAAAUGGUAAUGAUAAGGCAUGAUAUUAAAAUCUUACUAAAUUAUAUGAAUAUAUUGUUGCACACAAAGUCAUUCUAAUUUGAUGGUUUUACUAACACUGCCUGGGAUCGAAUCCAGUUAAAUGUGAAAAAAUAAAAUAAUAAUACAAGCUAGUAUUCACCUUUUAAUCUUUGUACGCAGUCUAUAUUAUGUACAUCAAAACAUUUUCUAGUGAAGGUGAUUAUAAUACAAUUUCUGGUGAAGCUCAUUAUACUGGUUCAUUAUCUGGGAUACACGGACAUCCUAGCAACGGCCUAUAGCUCAACCACUCGCUAAUGAGUCAUCACUUCAAAGCCACACAAAACAGGCUGUGGACCACCUGCGCUUGCUAUUCUCAGUUUCAAUGCAUAGCUACAGGGCAUUUGAAACUCACCCGUUUUAAUUAUUGUUAUUUAGAGAGUGACAAAAGCAGCUAUAGCUAUUAAUCUACUCAGAUUAUACUGCCUACUUCUGUACGAAACCUUUUCAGCAUGUAUGAAAAAAGCCAUAUUAGAACUUUGUUGCUACUUAAUGGCGGAUUUAGGCUAUUUUAUCUAAGAAAUAAUCGUCGGGAAAAAAGUACACAGAAUUUUUUUUACAAAAAUGUAUUUUAC